GCAGAAAAAAAAAAAAAGAUCUAAAGAAAAAGACCCAUGAAUCUUCUUACUAUUUUGCCAUCAGCAGAAAAUGGCAUGUCAGGAGGCAAACUUGAAGAUUCACAUUAAGUGAAGGGAGGACACUUACUGAAGUGUAUUAAUGUAAUACCUGUAUCUUAUCAAAGAACCCAAAGAUUAAACCAUCUAACUCUUAAAAGUAUUAAAAACAUGCAAAAUAGAGCCAGCAAUAUAAGUUUGGAGGAGCACCAAGAUACUUAUUUCCAUAUAUAGAUGCCAUUUCUAUAUCAUCUCCCACAGACUUAAAGAUGCAUUCCAUUUGUUCAAUCCAUGUUUAAUGCGCAACCACUUAAUGCAAGAAAACUUUAUGUGUUAAAAUAUUGAAACCUCUCAAGAAACCCGAGACGUAGGUAUGGAUGGCUUCAUUUCACAAGGGGCGAAACGGAGCCUCAGAGACGUUGACUGGCGCACCCUCCUCCACACAGAGUUGACACUUGAAGAAAAGGUGCCUCUAACGUGGAAGCCCCUGCUCUGCUUAGUACAACACAGUGUCUCCCAGUCUCCCCGCUCAUCGGGGUCAGAAGGUAAGGAUUAGAGCGGCUUCGGCUUCUGUCUCCACGCCCACGUCAUUGUGAGCUGGCUGUUCGGCCGUUGGCGCCCCCACGGCUCGGUGACCACAGCGGUGACCACGCGCCCCCACGGCUCGGUGACCACGGCGGUGACCACGGUGGUGACCACGGCUCGGAGACAUGGCAGCGAUGAUUGCGCUGUGGCGGAAGGCAUGGGACUACGUGAAGACCAAGGAGUUUCGGGAUUAUGUGACCAGCACACACCUUUGGGGUCCCGUAUUCAACUGGGGCCUGCCGCUGGCUGCCUUUAAGGACAUGAAGGCGUCCCCGGAGAUCAUCAGCGGCCGCAUGACCACGGCGCUCAUCUUCUACUCGCUGGCCUUCAUGCGCUUCGCUUACCGCGUGCAGCCUCGCAACCGGCUGCUGAUGGCCUGCCACGGCACCAACGUGGUGGCGCAGAGUGUGCAGGGCAGCCGCCUGCUCAUCCACCGCUACAGCGGCGUGAAGGCGGCUGCUGACACCGACACUGACACCAACACCGACACCAAAGCCGACACCGACACCACGGAGUGCGAGAGCGAGUACCUCUGCGACCCUGGGGAUUGCUGCUUCUAGGUGGCCGCCAGCCCCCACCUGCAGGCCCCGACAUGAGAUUGAUUCAUAAAGGCUGAGACGGCCCUGUCGAAUCUUGGCAGCUUGCCAGCUCCCAACUGUUAUUCUUCCGAAAGACGAAUAAAACUUUGGGUUUGACUCUAAGAUAGUGCAAAUCUCAUUUAAACCUGCAGGUUGGUUAAUAAAAAAUAGAAAGUAGCACAGAAAAAAAAAUAGAGAAAAAGAUAAGGAUUUGAAUAUCAAUUGUGUAAUUGUGGUGUGUGCUUUUUUGUUGUUUGUGGGUUUUUGUUUUUUUUUAAGUGUGCCACUGGAACUAUAGUUCUAAGCAGGCAAGAACUUUUAGGUGUACUCUAUGGCCCCAAAUAACUCCUCAAUAAACUUUGGUUGGAUAAAUACCUGGAAUAUAAGAAGCUAUAUGUGAUCCCCAACUCUGUGCAGUUGAUGUCAAAACCUGUACUAUAUGGAAUUAAGAGAAGGUAGGGAGGAGAUUAGGAAUUAGGUCCGGGGGACAUGCUGGUUGGGAGCACUGAGCAGGGAGGACAAUGAGGAGGACUUGGCAUGCAUACUCUAGUGAAGGCAAGGAGCUGGCAAGGUAGACCAGGUGGCUUGAACCAUCCCUCCACGUGGCCAAGAGAAAACAACAUCAAGGGGGAUCUGCAGCCCAGUUUCACGGGGCCCUGAACAGUGGGUUGACAUUAUCCUGUAGGAGCUGGAGGGUGGGACUAAGGACAGAGAGAGGAAUUUAAUGGCCAUUCAGAGCUUCUUUCUUUGACCCGCUGGGCUUCAGUGUUGUGCGUCUCCAUAAGCCAGGAACGCUGGCUUUGCAUUCUAUCAGUACACAUGCUCGGUACCAUCUAGAAAUACAGAGACAUGGAACUAUGGAAAUGUCUUCAAAGAAACUCGCAAGGCAGGGGUUUCCUUACCCCCUGCAGAGACAUCUUCUGUCCAAGGGGAAGGAUUCCUUGUCAUGAUUUAUGAUGCAGUGUUUCUGAGGAAGGACUGACUGAGAGAUCAGACCGCCAGAAUUCCGUGGGACAAUGCCUGCCCAGGGGGCUGUGCUGGGCCCGCGGCUGUUUUCACAUUCACAGAGGUGCCGCCCUCUUUGCUUGCAGGGGUGUUGUGGCAGUUUCUGCAGGAGCUUUGCAGGGCUCCAGGGCUGGCACUUCUUGAGAGGAAGUGUUAUCUUUGUGAGAACGCAGGAGGCUGCGCUGACUAUGCAGAACACAGGGAGCGAAAUCCUGAACACUGAUUCGUUUUGAUCUGUUUGCAGGCAUGUGUCUUAGGGCGUUGAAUGCCGCUUAGCUGGGAUAUUCUGGGCUAAGUAGUGGUUACAAAAUGGGCUGUGACAUUUACCUACGUUAUUUGCAUGUCUCUUCUAGCUUAAUAAAAAUAAAGUCCU
Myotis daubentonii (Daubenton's bat) is the source of this 2577-nucleotide messenger RNA. RefSeq names its product mitochondrial pyruvate carrier 1-like. Bases 747 to 1181 code for a protein of 144 amino acids. The record is from RefSeq and is a predicted model, not a curated record. The transcript is spliced from 2 exons. Lineage: Eukaryota; Metazoa; Chordata; Mammalia; Chiroptera; Vespertilionidae.